Molecule: messenger RNA, 684 nt
Organism: Lathyrus sativus (Indian pea)
Lineage: Eukaryota; Viridiplantae; Streptophyta; Magnoliopsida; Fabales; Fabaceae
Source: the annotation of a GenBank genome assembly
AUGAGAGAAAUCAAGGACAGGAACCUACGGAAAAAAAUAAUUAACAUGGGGUACGCUUUAAACCAACCAACAUUUCAUUACUAUCGGUCAGAGAUUGGCAUGGCAAAUGCAAAUGCUUUAAGGUGGAUUGACACUAUUCCAGUCGAAAAAUGGACAAGAGCAUUUGACGGGGGUCGACGUUGGGGUCACAUGACUACCAACCUUGUUGAGUCAAUGAAUGUUGUCUUUAAAGGCAUACGUCAUUUGCCCAUUACAGCAUUGGUAAGGGCAACAUAUUAUAGGUUGGGAUCUUUAUUUGCUGAAUGGGGUUCAAAGUGGAGUGUUGUGUUAAAUUCUGGCGAAACAUUUACAGACAACUGCCUCAAGGUGAUGAAAGAAGAAACAACAAAAUCCAGCACACAUCAAGUCCGAAUUUUUGACUACGCUAACAAUGUUUUCAGUGUGAAGGAGACAAUGGACCAUGGUGAGGGGAAGCCUAUGGGACAUUAUAAGGUCGACCUCUUGAACGGAUGGUGUGACUGCGGAAAGUUUCAAGCAUUUUGUGUCCCUUGCUCACAUGUUAUCACUGCAUGUUCGAACGUGCGCCACGACGCUUAUGCUCUUUUGUCUGACGUUUAUAGGGUUACAAACCUGUUUGGGGUUUACAGCAAUAGCUUUCCAGUGAUGUCGUACGAUGAAUAUUGA